Messenger RNA from Botrytis porri, 2871 nucleotides. RefSeq lists its product as uncharacterized. The record is from RefSeq and is a predicted model, not a curated record. The transcript is spliced from 2 exons. Bases 91 to 1581 code for a protein of 496 amino acids. Gene Ontology annotation, biological process: protein monoubiquitination; DNA damage tolerance. Gene Ontology annotation, cellular component: nucleus; Rad6-Rad18 complex. NCBI's taxonomy places the organism in Eukaryota, Fungi, Ascomycota, Leotiomycetes, Helotiales, Sclerotiniaceae. Gene Ontology annotation, molecular function: ubiquitin protein ligase activity; single-stranded DNA binding.
GCUGUUAUCUGAUUUAUUUUCGAGGCUACGGCAAUUGAUAAACUAGGAGUCGCGACGCGUCUGUCAACCACUUUACGCGAAACUUCUAGGAUGUCAUCUGCGUCAAGAAGAAAGAAUGCGACAAGCAAGACAAUCAUUCCAAAAAAAUCGACCAAAACUUUUAUCGAAGAAGCUAUGAAUAUUAGAGGACCAAAGGAUGAUUCUUUUGAUAUAGCAGAUUCAACGGAUUGGUUGGGGACGCCACUUUCUAAAUUCGCAGAUGUCGAUUCUCUAUUACGAUGUCAAGUCUGUAAGGACUUCUUCACUACGCCGAUGAUCACUUCAUGUUCGCACACAUUUUGUUCACUCUGUAUACGAAGAUGUCUCAAUAAUGACUCGAAAUGCCCAACAUGUAGAUCGAACGACCAAGAAGUAAAGCUGAAGUCGAAUGCUGCUAUCGAGGAUUUGGUGGAAGCUUUUAAGAGGGCGAGACCGGCGGCACUAGAACUUGCGAGGAAACCUGUGGUCGAAUCUACUGUUACAUCUCCAAAAAGAAAGCGUGAAAGAUCAGAUAUUGAUGGAUUGGACGAGCAAGCAAGUAAAAAAACGAGAGCUUCGACUCGCCAGGCAACAAGACGACUCGAGAGCACGGAGGCAGCACAGGAAUCACUGAUAGUUAUUGACGAAGAGGACAGUGAUGCAGAUUUCGAACUUGAUGACGGGCUUACUGCAUGUCCGGUAUGCAAUCGACGAAUGACAGCGAAAAGUGUUGAAGCUCACAUUGGGAGGUGCCUUGCGGAAUCCGAAACUACUCCUCAAUCUACAAGUAUUUUAUCAAAACCCUCAAUUCCAUUAUCUCAGCCAGUCAGACGGCCGGAGCGAUUACCUGUCGUCAACUUCAGCUUAAUCAAAGACCAGGCCUUGAAGAAGAAGCUUAUAGACUUAGGAAUAUCGGCUGGUGGGGGGAGAGAAAUGAUGAGGAGGAGAUUAACAGAGUAUACGACUAUAUGGAAUGCCAACUGUGAUGCGAAAAAUCCGAGGAGUACGGCGCAGUUAAAAAGGGAUCUUGAUUCUUGGGAAAGGACGCUGGGUUCAAGGGCACCACAACCGAGCGCAUUAUCCGCUCAUAUCAAGGAUAAAGACUUUGACGGGCAAGCAUGGGGAGAAGAAUAUAAAAAUGGCUUUAAAGACUUAAUUGCUCAGGCUCGUAAAAAAAUUGUGAAAAACAAGCCUUCUAGAGAGUUAGAAACGGACUCUUUAGCAUCCACGACAGUGCUACCGGCAUCUAGUCAAGAUUCACCAGGUAUUGCACUCAGUGGGGAUGUCAGGAAGGGGCGGGAAGAUUUGUUGCCAGAGAUUCAGCGUGAGCGGAUAUCUGAUAACAACCCAAUACAAUCACUGUCAGGGGCAUCAGAAGCCAACAGUCCACUACCUAAUGGGCGAUUCUUCUCAGAAAGUGCAGGAACACCGGAGUACGCGAUGGCUGCUCCAUCAUCAUCACAAUAUGAUAAAAAUAUGUCAAUAACGCAUGUACAAGAGCGGCAUGGUGCAUUUGCAGGAGCAGGAGCAGAUAUGAACAAAAAUGGUCCAAUGCAGCCAUAAUAGAUGAAACUAAUAUAUAAGAUACCCUUUCUCACACUUCGAAUACUUUCAACUCUCUUCUUUGUCUCGAUAGAAAUCAUCCCUCGUGUGCUUUCACGAGUCUAGCAGUUUCAAAGCCGUGUGAGAUAUACAACAAUUCCGCUGCCUUGACUUUAUACAAGCCAUCCAUAUUGUAUCCCGCCCCGACGAUCAGGACAAUAAUUUAUAUCGAGUCCAUAUGUACAAGUGAAUCAAUACGGGAUCGCGCAAGGCGUAUCACUUCACUCUCCACCAUCAUCUAUUGCUUAAUCUCGAGUAUUCCUGGUUACUAAGUAGGAAUAAAAUUCCAGUCCUGGGCAUUGGUUGCCGCUAGUAUAGCUCGGUUUUUAAUUUGACCAUUUCCAAAACUAAGGGUGAUUGAAACAAAUUCCGCAGUGAUCUUAUUUGGUAUACCACAAUGCUUAGAACAUGGCGGAGUGAUUGCUCGGUGAGUGCUCGUGAAUAGGUAUUCCUGAUGGCGCAGGAGAUGAUCCAUGAUGUAUGAUGGAGUGAUAGAAAUACCCCGAUUUUUAUCAUUUUUAAUGUUUCCAUCAUAACAAUCAAAUAAUCUCUCCCUCCUUCAUAUUUCGAUAUGGUGGGAUCACCCGACCGUGACUAUGAGUAACGUUUUGUCCUAGCCCCAGUCACGCUCCUUCCCCAAUACCUACCACCGUCUACGUUCACCCCUUUCUCUCAACUGGAACUCCCGACCUUUAUAAUUCCUAAAUUUCUCUCCAUCAUCACAAAUUACCAUCAUGACUUAAUGGUAAUUGGGAUACUCCGGAUUUGAUCUCCGCAGAUACCUGGUUCAAACCCAUGGAUCCACAUUAUAGGCAAGUCCUAUGCUUGACUCGAAAUUCUGCAGAUUUUUAGAGUCCCCUACGUGGUUUAAAUCCAUGAACCAAAAAUAUACCCUGUUUAGACUAAAAAAGUCAACAUGGGGUUAAUGGUUUGAAUCCAUAAUUAUAAGGGUGAUGUCGAACAACGACCUCCCUGCCCUUUAUCCAUAGCAUAGAAAUAUGUAGAUAUCAAAUCGGCUUAAGAGAGUUUGAUUGUAUCCCGGAGCAGACGUGCUUCUGUGGGUCCUCAAGAUUCUUGAGUGUGAGCGAGAGGAUGCACACCACCAAAGUAGUGGAACCUCUUUUGCUAGUAUGGAUUUUGGGUAUAUUUUUGGAGGCGUGAGGAGGAUAGAACAGCAAGAGGUGGUAAGCAGUUAGGAGGCUUUUAUAGACUCUGUAAGAGAUGAAUGGUAAGGUUUAUUCAUAUUUGAUA